CCUUCUCUAUCUUGUGGCCAUCACGACGGCCAGCGACACAACGACACCACAUGGCUUGCUAAUACUCUCUUCCCGUAUCAUCUCAAAGUUUGCAAGAAGCAACCCGGUGGUCACUUGCCAAUUAGCUUCCACCGGUACGGUGCCAUGGAGGAGUGGCUCCUAAGCUUGUGUUUCAUAGCCCUCUCCACGGCCACGGUGCUGGCCUUUUGGUUUCUCAAGCUCUCUGGUGGCAAGGCCGACCCCCACAAGAAGCAGCUGCCUCCUGGGCCAUGGACGCUCCCGGUCAUCGGCAGCCUCCACCACGUCAUCAGCGCCCUCCCGCAUCGCACGAUGAUGCAGCUGUCUUGCCGGCACGGGCCGCUGAUGCUCCUCAGGCUAGGUGAAGUCCCCGCCGUGGUGGUGUCCACCGCCGACGCCGCGGCGCUGGUGAUGAAGACCCACGACCUCGUGUUCGUGGACCGGCCGCGCAGCCCGACCAUGGACAUCGCCAGCUCCGGCGGCAAGGACAUCGUGUUCGCCCCGUAUGGCGGCCACUGGCGUCAGAUGCGCAAGAUCUGCGUCGUGCAGCUCCUCAGCUCCACGCAGGUGAGUCGCAUGGAGGGCGUCAGGGCCGAGGAGGUGGGCAGCCUCCUCCGCGACAUCACGGCCGCCGCCUCCACCGGCGCCACCAUCAACGUCAGCGAGAAGGUGAUGGCACUCACCAACGACAUCGUGACAAGGGCGGUUUUCGGCGGCAAGUUCGCACGGCAGUGCGAGUUCCUCCGGGAGAUGGACAAGGCGUUUAAGCUCGUGGGCGGCUUUUGUCUGGCCGACCUCUUCCCGUCAUCGAGGUUGGUACGGUGGCUGAGCAAUGGCGAGCGCGACAUGAAGAGAUGCCAUGGCCUCAUCCAUCACAUCAUUGCCGAGGUCGUCGAAAAUCGCAAGGCCGCGCGAGCUUCUGGCGUGGGUCGUUCCAUCCCAGGCGAUGAGGACAUGUUGGACGUGUUGCUCACGCUCCAGGAGGACGACUCUUUGGAAUUUCCUCUCACCACGGAGACAAUGGGGGCCGUCUUGCAUGACGUAUUUGCAGGGGCUACGGAGACCACAGGGAACACUUUGGCAUGGGUCAUAUCAGAGCUUAUGCACAACCCUCACACUAUGGCUAAAGCACAGCAUGAAGUACGCGAUGUGUUGGGUGAAGGUCGAUCUGUCAUCACUAAUAGUGACCUUGGUGAACUCCACUAUAUGCCGAUGAUCCUCAAGGAGGCCCUUAGGUUGCAUCCGCCGGGUCCUCUGAUUCCCCGCAUGGCUAGAGAGGAUUGUACAGUUAUGGGUUAUGAUAUCCCUAAAGGUACUAAUGUUUAUAUUAAUAUUUUCGCAAUUUCUAGGGAUCCUAGAUAUUGGAUCAAUCCUGAAGAGUUCAUGCCAGAGAGAUUUGAAAAUAACAAUGUGAACUACAAAGGGACAUACUUUGAGUUCAUUCCCUUCGGAGCUGGGAGACGGCAAUGCCCGGGGAUUCAGUUUAGCUCAUCAAUCACUGAGAUGGCACUAGCAAACCUUUUGUAUCACUUCGAUUGGAUGCUCCCUGAUGGUGCUAACCUUGCUUCGUUUGACAUGUCCGAGAAAUUUGGGUUUGCGGUAAGCAAAAAGUAUGACCUGAAAUUGAGAGCUAUUCCACAUGUGUGGUCCAAUGCUAUGACGUUGAAGUGACACGAGGAGCCUGCAUAUUCAGGUAGCAAUGCAUGUUUACAUACCUGCACUUUCAGCACGUGUCAAUGAUGUCACUGUUUUGGUGCAUGGUUGUAUCUUUAUGCAAGCAAACAUUAUGGUAUUGCAUCUACAGACUAUUACGGUACUAUGCUACCUUUUGUAUAUUAGUUCAGGUCAGAAGAUAUUGCAUUCUACUUCAUGAUCAUAUAGGACACAAUUGUAUUAUUCUACUAUCAAUUAACUAUGCGAUUUUC
Triticum aestivum (bread wheat) is the source of this 1943-nucleotide messenger RNA. RefSeq names its product zealexin A1 synthase. The transcript is spliced from 2 exons. Lineage: Eukaryota; Viridiplantae; Streptophyta; Magnoliopsida; Poales; Poaceae. The record is from RefSeq and is a predicted model, not a curated record. Gene Ontology annotation, molecular function: oxidoreductase activity, acting on paired donors, with incorporation or reduction of molecular oxygen; monooxygenase activity; iron ion binding. Bases 145 to 1689 code for a protein of 514 amino acids.